AUGGCCUUAAGCAAGCCUCUAGACAAUGGAACCAAGAAACUUACCUUUCAAUUGGAAAAUUAUGGUUUCAUGCAAUCUAAGUUUGAUUACUGUCUCUUUACAAAAGUUACUGAGAAGGGAUUAUUUUGUUUGUUGGUUUAUGUUGAUGAUGUUCUUCUCACAGGCCCUUGUGAGAAAACUAUAUCAGAAAUAAAGUCUCACUUACACAGCCUAUUCACCAUUAAGGAUAUGGGAAAGGCUAGGUCUUUUCUUGGUUUAGAAAUUUUCAGGUCUGAAGCAGGAACUUUGAUAUCCCAAAGCAAGUACAUCAAAGAUAUCAUUGCAGAUGUGGGGCUAACUCAAGCAAAACCAACAAAUACACCAUUACCUGUGGGUAUUAAGCUAAAUGCAGAUGUAGGAGAACAAUUAGAAGAUCCAGGACCUUACAGAAGGCUGCUUGGGAGGCUACUGUAUUUAGGAUUUUCCAGACCAGAUGUGUGUUAUGGAACUCAACAGCUGAGCCAAUACAUGCAAUUUCCCUGCAGAGAACAUUGGAAUGCAGCAUUACAUUUGGUCAGGUAUUUGAAAGGAAGCAUCAACAAAGGUCUAUUCUUCAACACACAAGAUAACUUUGAGCUAAAGGCUUUUUGUGAUGCUGAUUGGGCAACAUGCGAAGACACCCGUAGAUCCCUAACAGGUUACUAUAUUUUUCUUAGAGAUUUCCUAGUGUCAAGGAAAACCAAGAAGCAAAAUACGGUUUCAAGGUCCUCAGCAGAGGCAGAAUACAGAAGUAUGGGAACAACUGCGUAUGAGCUUACUUGGAUACAUAAUUUGUUGAAGGAUUUUCAGAUUAAUGUACCCACACCAAUUGAGUUUUACUGCGACAACCAAGCUGCUCUAUACAUUACAGCAAAUCCAGUGUUCCACGAAAGAACCAAGCACAUUGAAAUAGACUGCCAUUUGGUGAGGGACAAAUACAAACAGGGGUUCAUUGAUUCAAGACACAUAUCUACAAAAGAUCAACUUGUAGACAUUUUCACAAAGACCCUGCCAGGCCCUAAAUUCAUGUAUCUUGUGUCCAAGUUGAGCCUUGUCAAUUUAUUGACAAGCUCCACUUGA
Messenger RNA from Sesamum indicum (sesame), 1098 nucleotides. Lineage: Eukaryota; Viridiplantae; Streptophyta; Magnoliopsida; Lamiales; Pedaliaceae. The record is from RefSeq and is a predicted model, not a curated record.